Molecule: messenger RNA, 1257 nt
Organism: Laetiporus sulphureus 93-53
Lineage: Eukaryota; Fungi; Basidiomycota; Agaricomycetes; Polyporales; Laetiporaceae
Product: kinase-like protein
Exons: 6
Coding region: 1-1257 (418 amino acids)
Biological process (GO): regulation of mRNA processing; spliceosomal complex assembly; protein phosphorylation
Molecular function (GO): protein kinase activity; ATP binding
Source: RefSeq, a predicted model, not a curated record
AUGAAUACAUCCACGACGCAGCUCUCUGUGUACUGGGAUGCAGAUGAAGACGCCGAAGAUAUCCGACGAUACACCGCUGGGGGCUUUCAUCCCAUUCGCCUCGGCGACGUCGUGUUUCCUCCUCUGAGCAGUUCAGACUCGAGUCCCGCAAAACAAUACCACGUCCUGCACAAGCUCGGCCGCGGUGCGUUUGCGACAGUAUGGCUGGCCGAGGUGCUCCAUGCCCCGACGCAACAUUAUGUCGCGCUCAAGAUCUGCGCCGCCGAGGCCGAUGCGUGGCACGAACUCGAUAUAUACAACCGCAUUUCUGCCAGCGACGAGAUGCAAAACGUGCUACGGCUGCGCGACAGCUUCUCGCUGCACGGCCCGAAUGGCGUGCACACGGUACUCGUGCACGAUGUGCUCGCGAACGUCUUUGACGUUGUGAACCCGAUUCGGGGGCGUAAGCAUGCUCGGAUGCUCUGUCGUCAGAUUGCGUGUGGGCUCGCGGCGCUGCAUCGGCAUGGGAUCGUGCAUGGAGAUCUCCACUCAGGGAACAUCGGCAUUGCCCUGCCCACGCUCGACGGACAUCCCCCGCGCUCGAUCCUGAACUACUUUGGCAACCCAGAAUGCAUUGUCGUCCUCCCGACCGCAGCUCCGACACACCCUGCGGCACUCCCGCCGUAUCUGUUGCCCUCGAUUUCGAUCUUUGACUACCUGGCGAGUAAGGAUCCCGUAUUCGCGGACACACCCUUCUGCGCGGUGAUUAUGGAUUUGGGAAAUGCGAUCGCAGUCGACGAGGAGACACGCCCGUCGUCUACGCCGGCUGCGGUAUGUGCGCCGGAGCUCAUGUUCGAACGUGUCGUCCGGUCGGUUCGCCCCUCGCCCACGCGAGCGAGCGAUAUCUGGUCGUUUGCAUGUACGAUUUACGAAUUGGUCUUUGGAGGGCGCCUGUUCCGCUUCGCAAAUCCAGAUGAUGCACUGUUAGGUGCGAUGGCGACGCUAUGCGGCGAGGUGCCGCUGGGAUGGCAGAGCUAUUGGGAGUCGCACGAAUGGCUCAGGACCUUAGAUAUCUCGCCCGAGGCUGCUGAUGCUGGAUGGGCACGCCGAUUAGAAGAUCGCAUGACAGGAGGCGGAGAGACACACACGCGGGCAGAACUUGAGGAAAUCUUCGCACUCCUUCGCUCCAUGCUCAAGAUCGAGCCGGAGCGUCGAGCGAGCGCGGAGGAAGUGCUACAGCAUCCGUGGUUUGCUCGUCCAGACGACGCGUCAGGAUAA